GUUGUUUAUGUCGCCUGACCACCGGAAGCUGUGCGAGCUGUGUCGCUGCAGCGUUGCGCUUUCCUGUUUACGAGCGGGAAUAGCGAACGGAGCUACACCGUGGAGACUUCAGGGUUUAUAACCGUCUGCACGUUUGUUGUUAGCCGUUUUCCAGUGCUGCGGUCUGCAUGUUUUAAUGAACCACCGGGCGCUGUGGGGAGUUGUAGAAACGUCGUAGGCGGAGCGCUGGUGAACACGAGAGGUGUUUUUGGAGCGGAGCGGGACAGAUGGAAGAUCCUCCUGCAGAUUCUAGCGGCAGCGAUGCAGCAGCCGCAGCGGAGGGCCCCGCGGUGCAGGUGGCUGACAUGCGCUGGCCAAGCGGAGCUCUUCCGCUCCGGCUCCUUGAGUGGAAGGUCAAGCCAGGGACUCUCGUUAACGUCGAUUCGGUUCUUGCUUUAUGCACUCUCAUAGUUCAGGACAAGGAGACGGAGGCUGCUGCUAGGCUGCCAGAGAAGAAGGUGAAAUCCGACCGUGCUGGAGUGGUGAAGGAGCUGUGCUGUCAGCCUGGACAAAUCAUUCCUCCCGGUGGCGUCAUUGUCAGAGUCGAAGAAUGCAGCCAUCCCAUAGUGAUGAAGGGUUUAUGCGCAGAGUGUGGCCAGGAUCUAACUCAGCUCCAGGGGACUAAUGGGAACCAACAUAGUCCCAUCUCCACAGCAACGGUCUCCAUGGUGCACAGUGUCCCUGAACUGAUGGUCAGCUCGGAGCAAGCCAAACAGCUGGCCCGAGAAGACCAGCACAGACUGCACCGGAACAAAAAGCUGGUCCUGAUGGUGGAUCUGGACCAGACACUGAUCCACACCACCGAGCAGCACUGCCAACGCAUGUCCAAUAAGGGUAUUUUCCACUUCCAGCUCGGUCGGGGCGAGCCCAUGCUCCACACGCGGCUACGGCCGCACUGUAAGGAAUUCCUGGAGAAAACCGCCAAGCUCUACGAGCUGCACGUCUUCACAUUCGGAAGCCGCCUGUAUGCACACACCAUCGCUGGCUUCUUGGAUCCUGAAAAGAAACUGUUUUCCCACAGAAUCCUUUCUAGAGAUGAAUGCAUAGAUCCGUUCUCCAAGACGGGGAAUCUUAGGAACCUGUUCCCUUGCGGAGAUUCCAUGGUCUGCAUCAUCGACGACCGGGAAGACGUCUGGAAGUUUGCGCCGAACCUCAUCACUGUGAAGAAAUACAUCUACUUCCAGGGCACCGGAGACAUCAACGCUCCGCCAGGAUCACGGGAAGCUCAGACGGCCAGGAAAGCAGGAGGCCCUUCGAGUCGACCGACAGAGAGCACAGAACAAGUAGAGGCGAUUGGUUCUGAUGAGCAAAAUAAUGGCCUCAGGAAACGGUCAAACGAGCCAGGUGUUUCAGGAAAGGAAGAGCUUUUAUUACCUCAGUCUUCUCAGGAAGAAGCUCCCAGUGAAAGGACACAUGGUGUGGAGGGUGAGGCGGGACAGAGUCAGAUUUCAGAACCUGGUCAGACAGUUUCAGAGCCAGGGCAGAAAUCAAAGGACACUCAGGUGAAUGAUAAAAAAGAUGAUGGUAACAGGACAGAAGAGGCACAGGGAGGUGCGAACUCAUCAGCACCGAGCCACGAGUCCAAUAACUUGGAUUUUGACCUUUCUAGUGACAGCGACAGUGACUCGGUUACAGAAAAGCCUUCCCCACCAGGCUGUGGGAGUCAAAGCAGGUCUCAUACAACAAAGGAAUCUAAACAGGAAGGGGAUGCACAUGAGCCCUCUGAUGAGGACGGGACAAAGGAUGGGGAUAGUAAAGAUUCUGGUGAAGUUGAAAACAGCUCGGACUCAGCAGAACAUUCAGGCGUUGUCCUGCCCGACCCCGAGCUGGGAAAUGGCUGUUUGGAGAGGAGAGAGCCGGAAACCGAGUCCCAGAACAGCGAACAGUCGGGUGUCACAGUGGGUGAGGAGCUGCUGGACCAGAGCAUGGAAGACGAGGAGGAAGAGGAAGCUGACAACGACCAGGACGAUCACCUCAUCUACCUGGAGGAAGUGCUGCAAAGAAUCCACGCAGAGUACUUCGCCCGCUACGACACCUACCUGAGGAAGGAGACAUUGGAAAUGCCGGACAUCCGCAAGAUUGUUCCAGAGCUGAAGAGCAAGACACUAGAGGGCACGACAGUCGUGUUCAGCGGGCUGUACCCCACCAACUACCCCAUGGAGAGGACCAGGGAGUUCUACCACGCCAAAGCCCUGGGGGCCAAAAUCGGCAAGAGUUUGAUUCUCAACUCUCAGGACCCCAAUCGGACCUCACAUCUGGUUGCAGCGAGGGCAGGAACGGAGAAGGUACGGCAGGCGCAAGGCUGCAAGCACCUCCAUGUGGUCAACCCCGACUGGCUGUGGAGCUGUCUGGAGCGCUGGGAGCGGGUGGAAGAGCAGCUGUACCCGCUGAAGGAGGAUUACUCCAGGACUCCACGGAGCAACAGCCCAGCCGCUCUUCUCGACAGUCAGAGCUACCUGCAGAAAGUUGUUUUCCAGCCCGCUCCCGUCCACCCCAGACCUCGAGGCACGGCUCCAGAGGUACGGACCUAUGACCCUGUCACAGGAAGGCUCAUCCGCAGGGGCCCUCAGAUGGGGCGUCCAGCAGCCUACCUCCAGCCGUCAGGAACCCACUCUGAGCGCAAGGAGCAGUCUGGUCUCAGGGAAGCUGCACAGAGCCAGCAAAAUGAGGCGUCGGGAUCCAGCCGAGAUGACGAGCAGCCGGGACCUUCCCGCAGGAAACGACAGCUGAGCAUGUCAGAAUCGAUGCCUCUGUACACGCUUUGCAAGGAGGAUCUAGAUAGCAUGGACAAAGAGGUGGACGACAUCUUAGGAGAGGAGAGCGACAACGAGAGCGAGGGCCAAGGGAAGGAGAAGCCGGGGAACGAGGACAUUGCUGAGGAAGAGGAGCAGCAGCCAGGAGAUCGAGAGCCUACAGCGCAAAGACCUGGCCCCAAGGCAGACAGUGUGGAGGAGAGACUUCAGACGCCACCCAGUGAUUCCAGUGUGUCCCAGAAUGCCCCAAGGGGCCACAAACGGAAGCAUGACGAAGCCAGAGAGGAGGAGGAGGACGCUGACAAGGAGGACACGGAGAACAAGCAGGACGGCCAGGACUCUGCCAACGAGUCCUCUAAGGACUCCAAUGAGGAAGAGGAAGGCAACAGCUCGGAAGCGGACGAGAUGGUCGCCGCCUUGGAGGCGGAGCUAAAUGAUUUUAUGUGACGAGGAAACCAAAGCUCGAUGAUUAUUAGAGACAACUAAAAGACAGCCCUUGCCGACGUCACACGUGGUACCUAAACAUCAUUUUUCCCUUCGGAGUUGGUGAAUGCGUGUUGUAUUAAAACCUGAAUGUCUUGUACAGAACCAGCGCCUUUCUGCGUCAGUAAAGGCUUGGACUUUUGUAGUACUGCUAUAUAAAGAGAGAUAUGAAUAUAAAUUGCCUUUUUUUGGCAUAAAUCAUUUGAUGUUAACAUUUUAUUGUGACGUAAAAAACUCUAGGAAACAUGACAUUUGAUAUUUUUUGUGUUGUUUUUCUAUUUGAAUUUUUAUAUCAAUGAAAAGAUAAAUAAAAAACACAAGUGUAUAUUUUGCUGACGGUUGUUGCCAAAGAGUUUAAAAUAGGUUUGCAAAGUUGUGCAGCUAAAACUUUUACUCUCAACUUCCACUUUUUAAGGGUUUUUUUGGUCUCCUCAGCAGGUUUUUAGGGUCAACUCAAGUAGUUUAUCCAGACAUUUGAAUGUGUUUCUUCCAUCAUUUUUGUUGUUUGUACAUUUUGUAAACGUUUGUGCAAACAGAAGAUCUUCAGUUAAUGAUAAAAUAAAGAUAGCAUCCCAGUGCCAAAAAGUGAAUCCAACUCUGCCAAUUCUGAUUCUGAUUUGUUGUGGGAAUCGGGACACAUGGUGGAGGUAGGAAUUUUGAAUUCAACAGAAAAUUUUUAAAUUAACAGAUUGUCCACAACCUUUAUGUGAUUUUUACUAAACUCAAAAACUGCAUGAAAGCAAGUUGUUGGUAGAUGUGCUAAUUAGCCAAAAUUGGUGGAAGUUCUUAGUUUUGAUGCUUUUAGGGGAAGGAAUUCAGAUAUUUUAGUGUCUGACCCGCUAUCUCAAAUCACAGCCAAUCACAGGAACGUUGGGCGAUUGAUUGGUUAACCUCCAGAAAAAAAACCUUUGCCCUCUCCUCUGCUUGUGUUUAAACUUGGAGUUCUCAGAGUUGUCGGACUCAGUUUUGCCUGUGCUGCGGUCUACACAUUACAGAACAGUCUAACAUGGAAUAAUAUAGCAUUCUGUGCCCAUUUCUUGCAGAAACAAAAAAAAAAAUACACAGUUUUCUUUUACUAUCUGGAACGUACUGGUGAACUAUCAUGAGUCAAGACAAGGUACUAGCAUUUUUCACAAGCAGUUUCUUUGUUUUUACUACAAAUGUACCGAUCGGGCUUUUCCUGGACAAUACUGACUACCGGUUUUCUUUAAAGUCUGAUGUGCUGAUUUUCUAUUUUGACUUGACAAGAACUAUAAAGAUAAAAAUGUGCCACAUGUAGUUGAUAAAGUGAUUACAAUAAUAUCAGUUUUUUUUUCUUAUUUAAAAAUGUCAAAGUAGAUGUUGGUUUAUAAACCAAAACUGUUGGGAUUCCUAAGUGUUUAGUUUCACAAACAAAAAAAGAAAGAUUUUUCCAAAUUUGACCGACAAAUUACCAAUCAUAGCUGAUCAGGAGAAUAUUGGCUGAUUCCAACCUCUGGCUGAUUGAUUGUUGCAUCUCUAGACAGAAUGUUGUGUCUAAAUUAGAAGUUUUUAGACUGAAUCGAAAACUCUCAGUUUUGCCUGGUUUGUGAAUUACAGAUCUUAGAAUAUUUUAAAACCUACCAUUCAACAACACUUUUUUUUUUUCAUCUAGGAAUAAAACUAGUUGUACAUACAAAGAAAGUACCGGUUUUAAGUAAAACUACCAACGUACCCAUUUCAUUCUAACUAACUUGUAGUAAGUGAACUAUGAUCAGUCAAAUCAAGGCACAGGCAUUUUACUUGUAAGAAAUAAAAUGAUGUCUCUGAAAUUUAUUGAGGCAGUUUUUUGUAUAAAAUGCAAACCUUUGGUUUUCUUUUGUGUGCAUAAAAUAAUCUGCAGACUUCUAAAUUAGAGUUGCUGAUUGAUAGGGUUUUGUUCCACUAAUGUUCUCCAGAGCAAGUCCGGCCCCAUUUUCAAGCUAAUUAGCUGUCCGAAAUGCUCAGAAUUACUCAACAAAAAAAGCAUAAAAACGUGUGGAUUCACUUUGAAUUUGUCAAACCGUCCAAAGACGCCACACAGAGGUGGAAAUGUUUGUGCUCAUCUGAAACAUCCACCUUCUGCAUAUCGUGGGCUUUUAGAUCUCUUGUCCUUCCCAAUGUUCAGGCUGCCUCUUCCUCUACUCUCCACAAUGAACAUCAGAUAUGAAACUGGAGCAUGUCCCCCCUCAAUGAUUGGAUAAAUGUUAUUUUAUUAUUUUAUAACCUCAGCGCCCUUGGUAUAGUACUUGACUUUGCAUCGUUGUGAUGUUUCUACAGAAACCCCUACUGUGUUUAUUAAAUCUCAUUUUUCAGUAGAGUUUUACUCCUGCUCUUCUCCCAGGAAACUAAAACAUGAGCAACCAGCACUGAGAAAGGGAGGAUUUCACCAGCCUUUCACCUUUAGUGGUGUAAUCCAGCAUCAACCAUGAUGAAAAGUCUUGCUGUGUAACAGACCUAACGGUGCAUUAAUGGUGGCUAAUAUUUACCUUUGAUUUAGCUUGUUUGAAAGCAAACCCACAGCUCUGGUACUUUUUCUCUAAUUCUUUUGACUCGUCUUAAACUCGCCAGCUUUCCUGUUUGAGCUGCAGAGCUAAACCACUGUAAUUAUUGUCUGAAGGCUGAUGUUUCUGUGUGAUUUGUGUUCAGUGACUGUUUUGCCAUCAGUCUUUUCUCUUGCUACACCCACAUGUUCUCCUUUAUUUCCUUUCACUGUGUUUCUGUGCUAUGGUUGUGAUUUUAUCAACAGGUUUUCAUCAAACGGAUAUCAUGAAAGGUAUUUGUAAAGUCUAUUUCCUACCUGACCCUGAGGAGGGGAAAAAAGACACUUUUAUUAAAGAAAGAUGUUUCUGGAGAAA
This is a messenger RNA of Girardinichthys multiradiatus, 6130 nucleotides long. RefSeq names its product CTD (carboxy-terminal domain, RNA polymerase II, polypeptide A) phosphatase, subunit 1 (gene ctdp1). Gene Ontology annotation, cellular component: nucleus. NCBI's taxonomy places the organism in Eukaryota, Metazoa, Chordata, Actinopteri, Cyprinodontiformes, Goodeidae. The coding region runs from base 267 to 3239 and encodes 990 amino acids. The transcript has 13 exons. The record is from RefSeq and is a predicted model, not a curated record. Gene Ontology annotation, molecular function: RNA polymerase II CTD heptapeptide repeat phosphatase activity.